Molecule: messenger RNA, 939 nt
Organism: Diaporthe citri
Lineage: Eukaryota; Fungi; Ascomycota; Sordariomycetes; Diaporthales; Diaporthaceae
Exons: 7
Coding region: 1-939 (312 amino acids)
Biological process (GO): small GTPase-mediated signal transduction
Molecular function (GO): GTPase activity; GTP binding
Source: RefSeq, a predicted model, not a curated record
AUGGCCAUCCUCACUCGCCCCGCCAGCAAGCGGCACACCAUCCACUUUGGCUCGAACCUGGGUGAAAUGCAGAAGCACUUGCCUGCUGGUAGCCCCGAGAAGAACGGUCGAGCUCAGAGCGCCGCGACUGCUGUUGAUGACGAGCGUGAGAAGCGCCCCAAGAGUCUUUUCGGCUCAAUUCGAAACCGACGCUCAGCCUUGAGCACUCCUGCGGAAGACUUCAAUAAUGGCAGAAAGAGUUCUGCCUCUGUCAUGUUGAGGGAUAUGAGCAGGUCUUCCAAGGAGUUCUUCAGCAAGCUGACCAUGCGGAAGAAAGAGGAGCACGAUCUUCGGGUUGCCUUCAUCGGCAACCAGAAUUGUGGCAAGGAUGUCCUUCUUUCUCGCUACACUCUGUCAGCCAACAGCGGCAACAUCGUCUACCGCCCCGACGUGGAUCCCUUCCGCGUCAAACUCACUGGUGUCUUGUCCGUCGACAACUACAAGGCGCGCACCGAGAUCUGGGAUAUUGCUCAUCGAAACGUGAAGAACGGCCAGACACAUCCCCUGGCAAUGGCGUCCUUUGAUGUGGUCGUCAUCUGCGUUGACAUCGGAGACGAGCGCAACCUGAAGUCUGUCGCCAAGUGGCAGCGCGUGGCCAAGAGAUACUGCCCAGGUGUUUCGUCCAUCGUCCUUGGCCUGAAAGCCGACCUGCGUCCCGACUUCCCGACCCUGCGGCUCGGCUUCCUGAAGGAGUCGACUGCGUUCACUGUCGGACAGGGAGAAGAGACUGCGCGAAAGAACAAAGCGUCGGCCUAUUAUGAGUGCUCUGCUAAGACCGGCGAAGGUGUCACGGAGUUCUUCGAGUCUCUGGUUCGCUUCUCAGUCCAGGCCACCCGUACCCGAUACAAGCUGCGGCAGGGAGCAAGCCGCAGGUUCUCCAACCUGUUCCGCAAGAAGUAG